Exophiala dermatitidis NIH/UT8656 is the source of this 549-nucleotide messenger RNA. RefSeq lists its product as uncharacterized. NCBI's taxonomy places the organism in Eukaryota, Fungi, Ascomycota, Eurotiomycetes, Chaetothyriales, Herpotrichiellaceae. The transcript has 2 exons. The record is from RefSeq and is a predicted model, not a curated record. Gene Ontology annotation, cellular component: membrane; cytoplasm. The coding region runs from base 1 to 549 and encodes 182 amino acids.
AUGUCUUUCCGAACAGUCACGGUGCAAGGGGCUACGAUUGCGGCAGUUUCAAACAUCCUCGCCCAGGGAAUCACUGUCUACCAAAAACGAAGCCUGUCCACCCUUGACCCAGCCGCGUUCCUGCAAUUUGUCGUCCUGGCCAUCAUUUCCACUCCGCCCAACUACGAAUGGCAGCUCUUUCUGGAGAGGAAGUUCCCCAGCACAUACAAGAAAGAUAUUAGCAGGUCGCACGAGAAGAAGGACGGUGAGACCAAAGAACAGCUGUCGGUUCGCAACACGAUCGCAAAGUUCGUCCUAGACCAAACGGUGGGAGCUAUACUCAACACCAUUUUCUUCAUUGCCAUGAUCAACCUUCUAAGGGGUGUAGGCUGGAGCCGGGCUCUCACGGCGGUGGAAAAAGAUUUCUGGCCCAUGUUUAUCGCUGGCUUUAAAUUCUGGCCUUUAGUCAGUCUGGCAAAUCUGAUCUUUGUCCCGGUCGAGCAGCGCAUGCUUGUGGGGGGACUGGCUGGACUCGUCUGGGGAAUCUAUGUCAGCUUGCUCGAACUUUGA